Messenger RNA from Diachasmimorpha longicaudata, 1495 nucleotides. RefSeq names its product alpha-tocopherol transfer protein-like. Gene Ontology annotation, molecular function: phosphatidylinositol bisphosphate binding. The record is from RefSeq and is a predicted model, not a curated record. Gene Ontology annotation, cellular component: membrane. Lineage: Eukaryota; Metazoa; Arthropoda; Insecta; Hymenoptera; Braconidae. The transcript is spliced from 3 exons. Bases 387 to 1292 code for a protein of 301 amino acids.
AUGAAAAAUGUGGACUUAAGAUUUAAAAAAUUGUUUUUUAACUGUGAAUAGGUGAUAUAACACAUAUAAAUAGGAUAAAUAGACGACAGGCUAUAACCACCACUGAUCAUUGAUGAUUUACACCUGUCAUGACAGUAACGUCAGUUUUUAGCACCCAAUGACCAUCUCCAUUCAAUUUCCUGAUCAUUUCUCAAUCAGUGUACCAUGUGAGGUUCUACCGACCAGUGCGUUUAUAAACAGAGAAGAAAACAGGCUUUUCCAGCAUUCCCGAAGAAUUUUCCUACCGGACCCCCCAGAAAAGGAGACUGAACUUCGAAGAUUAUCGAUCAAUGACGAUCAUUAAUUUUUAAUCGAUUGCGGAAUAUUGAAGGAAGGUAAUAGAGAAAAUGGCGGUGGUACCUCCGGUGCCCUUCGACGAACUCCUGAAUCGUGAACCUGAGCUGAAAGAGUCUGACAUCCAGGCGCUGAGGGACUGGUGUUCAAAGCAGCCACAUUUGCCGAAAAUUUCGGACACCGAUUUAGCGGUAUUUUUGCACAGCAAUUAUUAUCGAAUCGAACCAACGAAGAACACUAUCGAAAGUUACUACACGAUGCGCACACAUCUACCGGAGUUCUUCAGCAAUCGAGAUCCCUUCGUAGGAAAGGACCUCCGUCAGGCUUUCAACACUGUAGCUUGUAUGCAACUUGAAGGACGAACUCCGGAAGGGUAUCAGAUAGCGUUUGGUUGUCUUAUGGACUUUGACGCUUCUCAUUACGUUUACAAUGACACCAUGAAAUUCUGGAAUAUGGUAACUGACUUGUGGAUACGUGAGAAGGGGACCAUGGAGGGGCAUAUUUUUGUUAUUGACGUGAUGGGGGUGACUUUCGGUCACGCGGGUAGAUUGAGUCCCCUGGGACUCAAGAAGUACCUCACGUUCUUGCAGGAGGCACUUCCGGUGCGUUUGAAGGGGGUUCACUUCAUUCAUUCUCUGCCAGUUAUGGAAGUUAUUCUGGCGAUGGCGAAGCCUUUCCUGAAAAAGGAGUUGUUGGAGAUCCUCCACUUUCAUACGACUAAUGACACCGCUGAAAAAUUCUUUCCCAUUGAGCUUCUGCCGAAUGAAUCGGGGGGUAAAGCGGGUCCUGUUAAGGACUUGCAUGUGAAAAAUAUCAAACGACUCGAGGCUAAUCGCGAGUUCUUCCUGGAGGACGAACAAACAAUGCGAGUAACUGAGGCUUUGCGUCCUGGAAAGCAGAAGACUGUCACUGAUCUCUUUGGAGUCGAGGGGAGCUUUAAGAAACUGGACAUCGAUUAAAAUUAUUUCAUAUGAAUCGAGAAGUUGUUCAUAAGAAAGAAAUGUUUAAAAAAAUGUCGCUACUUUCUAAAAUUUAAUUUAGAUAAUUCUGACUGUGUCUGAUUUUUUUAGAAUUUUAUAACUUUCGAAUUUGGCAAUUGAAAUUAAUUUAUUUACGACAAAAUUGAAUAAAUUGAUCAUGCUUGAAUCAAAUGCUUAAAUAA